Molecule: messenger RNA, 2046 nt
Organism: Brienomyrus brachyistius
Lineage: Eukaryota; Metazoa; Chordata; Actinopteri; Osteoglossiformes; Mormyridae
Gene: coil
Product: coilin p80
Exons: 7
Coding region: 7-1644 (545 amino acids)
Biological process (GO): spliceosomal snRNP assembly
Cellular component (GO): Cajal body
Molecular function (GO): U1 snRNA binding; U2 snRNA binding
Source: RefSeq, a predicted model, not a curated record
CUGUAGAUGGCAGCAGUGAAGCGACGUUUCGCUUUUAAUUUCGAGCGCCCGGUUGCUGCGUGGAUCGCAAUGGCAGCCUCCUGUCCCAACGCGGUGCGCGUCCGCCUUUACUUUGAUUAUCCUCCUCCGGCCGUAUCGGACUGCCGUAUGUGCUGGGUUCUCGUAGACUUAAACAAAUGCCGCGUCGUGGCGGACCUGGCGAGUAUCAUCAGGGACAAGUUUGAUUUCAGUCGGCGGGCUGUCUUAAACCUGUUCAUUGAAGAUUGUUACUUGCCUCCCGCGGAGAGCGUUUAUGUAGUGCGUGACAACGACAGCAUCAGAGUGAAGGUGGAUGUUCUGCAACAAGUAAACGGCUGUGAAUUGAGCAGCGAUGCAGAGGAGACUCCGAAGACCAAGAAAAGGGGAAGAGAGGGUGAGGAGGAGUCCGAAGAUGAGGAGGAGCGCGCGGUGAAGAAGAGAAAGAGAUCUGCCAAGAGACAGGAGACUCAGAAGAUGAGGUUUGCCUUGGCAGAGGAAGAGAUGGCAACAAAGAAGAAGAAGAAGAAGAGAAAAAAGGAGAUGAAACUCCAGACAGAAGGGCAAGGGGGCCCGAUGACACGUCUGGAAGACAGACCUGAGGCCUCCACCUUGAAGGAGGUCCGAAAAGCAACAGCCCCCACAAACUGCAAGGUGGUGCCUCAGAAACGGGUCUCCAGCUCCUCAGAGAGCAGCGAUGAAGAGAGACCCCCAAAAACAGUCGUCCCUCUGAGGACGCCGGUGCAGACAGGCAGCCAAAUCCCGGCAAAGACGGCUAAGCUAAAGGUGUUAACACGGGAUUCCUCCUCUGACUCGUCUGGUACUGCGGCGCCAAGCAGAAAGCCGUCCCUGCAGGCUGCCCCUGGCUCCACCCUUAUCUGUGGUCUCGCCCCCAGCUCCACCCAUACCCUCCACCCUCGCCCUUUGGUUCCAGGCUCCACUAGCGUCGCAAGGAAGCAGGCAGACAGCUCCAGCUCAGAUAGCAGUAGUGAGACCGAGUUGGUUAUCAAGCGUCCACCCCCUGUAAUGCAAGGAAUCCUUGGCGCAGUAUCCCGGGGUAGGGGGGAGUCCCCGGGUAGGGGUAGGUCCCCAGCUGUGGGCCGGGGUGUGGGGAGAGGGAACUUGCCACGCGGAGGCGGUGGUCCCAGAGGGGGACGCGGACAGAGGGGGCCGUGGAGGGCUGAAGGACAAAAUAACUCUUAUGACAACCGAAAUGACAUGCGGGAGCAGCACCUGCAGGAGACCCAGACAAACCGGGCCGUGGUUCUGCAGACCCCCCCAGCUGCUGUCCCUCCUCGAGACUACACCACGAUGCCCCUGCUGGCUGCACCCCCAGCCGUGGGACAGACAAUCGCCUUCAAGCUGCUGGAGCUGACGGAGAGCUACACACCCGAGGUGUCCGACUAUAAGGAAGGGAAGAUCGUUGGUUUCGACCAGAGUACCAAGCAGGUACAGCUGCAGCUGCUGUCUUCGGUCCCAGCUCCCACAGGGCCGGGGAAGUUUGACCUGGUUUACCAGGCGCCCGACGGUUCUGAGGUCAUCGAGUAUGCGCUCUCCCGUGGCUCUCGGCUGACGGAGCGGUGGGAGUCUCUCCUGGAGCCCAGGCUUGUGGUGGAGAACAUUGGCUGAGGUCCCGCAGGUGUCCGGGUGGGAAGCGACAGAGAGUUUGUGCGAGAGGCGAACCGGAAUGUGUGAAGGAGACAAACGUUUGUCAGACGAAAAGAGAGACCAUUCCGUACUCGGCACAGUGAUGGACAGCCAAGACUCCAGAAAUGUAUUUUAAUAGUUUUUUUAAAUCUUUUUUUUUUCUUUUAGUGAAAUAGUCUUUCUAAAAUAAAAACGAUAUAUUGUUUUAAAACCCGCUUCAGUGUGGCAGACCUCCUGGAGAGUUAGAUUUGGUUUUGUUCUUUGGAAUCAUGGACGGUCAUUUCUAGGUGUACCAUAAUUUUACUUUCAUUUCAAUGUCAUUUUAUUGAAAUAAAAAAACAUACAGUUCCAGGCUACAGGACUGUAAUGAAGCCCUGAUCCAUA